Messenger RNA from Ixodes scapularis (black-legged tick), 1314 nucleotides. RefSeq lists its product as uncharacterized. The record is from RefSeq and is a predicted model, not a curated record. Gene Ontology annotation, cellular component: membrane. The transcript has 6 exons. Bases 1 to 1314 code for a protein of 437 amino acids. Gene Ontology annotation, molecular function: ligand-gated monoatomic ion channel activity. NCBI's taxonomy places the organism in Eukaryota, Metazoa, Arthropoda, Arachnida, Ixodida, Ixodidae.
AUGGGCAGGUCAACUGGGCAUGAUCGCACGAAAUGCAAGUAUAUCUCUAAACUGCAUAAACGUACAAAGUAUGUACAAAACAUACUCUAUGAAGGAUAUUAUUACGACCACGCUCCCAACUAUGGAAGUUAUUACUUUUAUUGUUUUAAAUAUAAAAAUGUCCCGCCACCCUACAAGAUGGAAGCGGACCUGGCCAUCGGUCCGGUGACGCCGACCGAAGACCGCUUCUCCGUGGCCGAGCCGCUUCCGCACUACUUUGAAACGACGGCCGGUCACGCGGCCGGAAGGCUCGUGAGCUUCAGGACCAACGUCUCGGGACACAUCGGAGGCUUUGAUACUCAGAUCUGGCUGAUCAUUGCGGCUCUAGUGGUCUUCCUCAGUUGCGGGCUGUCACUGCGCGGUCAACCGAAAAAUUUCACAGCUUUCAAGGGCCGCCUUUACGACCGCAUUUUCGAGAUGCUGGGAAACCUGGUCCUCGAAGGUAUCCAACGAUUUAAAAACCUAAUAAGCAAUUUAGUUAGAUUCUAUGUGAGCUACUACCUCGUAAAAGCUUCUCCGAGGACCACAAUGGACCCCCACAUCCGGAUUGUGAUUGCCUUCUGGUGGCUGAUGCUCAUCGUGCUGAUGAACACCUUCACGGGCCACAUGAAGGCCAGCAUGACGGUGCAAGAAGAACUGCCCAGACUGGACAGUGUGCAGGACGUCGUGGAUCACCCAGAUGUGACUCCUGUUAUCAUCAGGGGUAGCACAUUCGAGGAGGUCUUCCAAGAAUCGACGAGAAGAGACCACCAGCUGCUCCUGAAACGGGCCCGACAAGCGCAGAGUGUCCUCCCUCCCCGCCAGAUCUUCACCAAGUCCGUGUUCGACGACGUCCUUGCCGGCCGGAAGGUCAUCUUCCUGGACACGAUGCUGUUCCACUACUGGGUCGGCAGAUUCUACGAGCGCCUGCCCCAUGGGGAGUUCUACCUGGCCAGGGAAGCUGUCCUGUACCCGGCCAUGUGCAUGUGGCUCAACCGAAACGUGGAUCCUCAACUUGCGAGAGUGAUCCACAUUCGGACUCGCUGGAUCGCGGAAUCCGGCCUCGCCCAAAGGUGGAAGUACCUGCUCGUCGAGAGAAGUCAGCGCAAGUCAGGCGGCCUGAGCGAUUCGCAGGGGCAGCCGUUGUCGAUGGCUUCGUCACUACAGCUGCAAGAUAUCGCUGCCGUGAUGCAGCUGCUGGUAGCGGGACUCUGCGUGGCCCUGAUCACUUUCCUUGCGGAACUCGUCGUCUCAUCCCGCUGUUCGCCUUGUAGCCCUGGGGUACCUGGACGCUGA